AUGAUUCUCUCGCGGCGAGCGGUGCUCUUCGUCGGCCUCGCUUUCAUCUCCCUUCUCCUCAUCACAGCCCGCCAAUUGUCACAGUCAUGGUCUGGAGAUAUUCGCCAAGUCGUCGGCCUAGGCGAAUUCACCUACUCGCUGGGUGCUAACCGAUCCCAUUCGUUCAACGUCACAGGCCACGGUAGCAAAACCCUCUACGCGCCGCAGCCUAAUUUCACCCCGGGGAUCCCUAAGCCCCCUGGCGAAAAAUAUACCAAGACUCUGGUCAUCCCGCGCACGAGCCAAGAGGAUGUGAGCUGGAUCGCGGACGAGCUCCCAGACUGGGAUACUGCUAUCUACGUCGCCGAUGAUUCAUCGGCACCACUCCACCCUCCCAAGAACAAAGGCCACGAAGUGAUGAUCUACCUGACCUAUGUGAUCGAUUUCUACGACCAACUUCCCGACGUGGCCGUGUUCAUGCACUCUCAUCAGAAUGCGUGGCACAAUGACGAGCUCUUCGACGGCGAUGCAGCGGAGAUCCUCCGACGGCUGAGCAUGCCCCGCGUCGUGCGAGAAGGAUACAUGAACACUCGUUGCCAAAUGGGCCCCGGGUGUCCCGAUUGGAUGCACCCCGGGGCCGUGGUCCAAGACGAGGCGAAGCAAGAGGAAGUGAUGUUCGCCCGCGCGUGGGGUGAACUGUUCCCGACGAGCCGGUCCCAUCGCAUCCGCACGAUCCCACGAUCACGCUUUAUCUUCUAUCGUGACUGGCUUCUCCAUACUGACUUGAGCGAUUAUAUCGCGGGGCGCAUUUGGGAGUAUCUGUGGCAAUAUGUGUUCACAGGUGAGCCUGUUGUCUGUGUUCCAGAGAAUGUCUGUCUUUGUGAUGGAUACGGCGUCUGCUUUGGCGGACCGGAAGAGUUCCAGCAAUAUAAGGACCUGGUGGAUGAACGAAACUAUCUCCAGCAGGAACUAUCGGAUUGGGCGUUCUUGGCCGAGGAUAUCCAGGAAGCCGAGGAUAACCACCAAUUGGACGAGACCAUGGACCUCAAAAUUCCGCCGCCGGCUCGCCAGGGGAGAAGACAGACAAUGUACAGCAAAAAGUCGCGUGCCCUUGAAGCCAAUCGCCCAUGGAAAGAGGGCGAUGGCUUCUAA
Molecule: messenger RNA, 1131 nt
Organism: Penicillium chermesinum
Lineage: Eukaryota; Fungi; Ascomycota; Eurotiomycetes; Eurotiales; Aspergillaceae
Product: DUF3431 domain-containing protein
Exons: 3
Coding region: 1-1131 (376 amino acids)
Source: RefSeq, a predicted model, not a curated record